This is a messenger RNA of Arctia plantaginis, 5640 nucleotides long. NCBI's taxonomy places the organism in Eukaryota, Metazoa, Arthropoda, Insecta, Lepidoptera, Erebidae. The record is from the annotation of a GenBank genome assembly.
AUGAUAAAGCCUUACCGUAGGUUAGACCGUUUGUUCGUGUUGCUGGAGGCUGGCGCUGGCCCAGCAACACGUCGCGCUGCGGCCAGGCAACUUGGCGAAGUGCAAAAAGCUCACCCCGAAGAGUUGCACCGGCUUCUCGGCCGGCUCAUGACACAUUUGCGAUCACCAGCGUGGGAGACCAGAACUGCUGCUGCACAGGCGGUGGAAGCGAUCCUGACAAAUGUACCAGAAUGGCAUCCUGCUCCGUUCACAGGCAAAAAAGAGGAGAAGGCCGAAAUAGAGGACACAGGUCGCCUACGAUGUGAGACGUUCGAUAUUCAGCGUGUACUGCAGAAUGGCGCCCACCUCAUGGGCUCCGAGGGGCAUGAGUACGAUCUCGACGAAGAAACACUCAACGGUGUAGAAACCAAGGAGCGCUUGGCAAAACAACGGCAACAGUUAAACGCCCGUUUGGGACUCGACGUCGCCGCCAACCUCGGCGUUGAUCUGAACUCUAUGUAUACCAAUGAGGACUUGUGUCCUGUUAAACCUACUGUUCCAAAGACUGAACCACCAAGGAGACCGAUACAAGAAAUUGUUUCAUCAACAAAACCUUUAAGCUCCCGGGAGAUAAAUCUGGCCAAGCGAAAAGCACGCCUGGCUUUCAGCAAACAAAAGUCUAGAGACUGCAGCGAGGAUGGCCCUUCUGCACCACCUACUCCGACGCCCGUUGAACCUGACAGGAAGAAAAUAAAAUUAGAACAGCCUGAGGAAUUUAUUUUUGAAACCAGCGCUCCAGUACCUGACUGUUCUGGAUCUUGGGGCGAGUGUACGCGAUGGCCCCUCGAGGCCUGGGUGGGAGCCCUUCAGACACAAUUAUUCAGUUCAGCAUGGGAAUCACGACACGGUGCUGCAAGCGCGUUGAGAGAACUGUUGCGCGCCAAGAUCGUGAACUCGGCUGGACAUGACGCCUUCAUGACUUUACAAGAGAUGGAGUCAGCCCAUCAAGAAUGGUUGGAAGACAUGGCACUUCGGUUACUUUGUGUCUUAGCAUUAGACCGCUUCGGGGACUUCGUUUCGGAUCAGGUAGUGGCCCCAGUCCGAGAAACGUGUGCACAAACAUUAGGAGUGGCAUUAGCGCAGUUAUCCACUGACCGAGUACGGAAGGUUGCGGAACUCUUGGCAUCAUUGUCUACACAUCCACAGUGGGAGGCGAGGCACGGAGCGUUACUUGGAUUCAAAUACCUGCUUGCUGCUAGGCAGGAAGUAGCGUGUGAAAGCGGUGCCUUGGAACACCUAAUGCGGGGUCUCGGGGAUGUUGCCGAAGAUGUAUCCGCCGUUGCAGCCGGUGCCCUGGUCCCUGCAGCAGGAGCUUUAGCCAGGGCGAGAGCCGGAUGCGUCCGGGAUGUCGUAGCAAGAUUAUGGAGAUUGUUACGAGAUCAGGAUGAACUAGCAGCGCCGGCUAAUUCGUACAUGGCACUUUUGGCUGCGUUAAUGGCUUUACCUGAACCUGCCAGUUUACUUCAUCCCAUCGACUUAGCUGAUGUACUCCCUCGCCUUUGGCCAUACUUGGAUCACUCAACGAGCUCCGUUCGAAAAGCGACUCUACAAACGUUACGCACUUUGACCAGACCUCUAGUCACGCACAAAAAAAUUACAAACAAUGGCCAAACAGACACUAAUGGUAACACUGAUAUAAACACUAACGCGGUCUCUGAAGAGUAUUUGGAUUGGACACCAGAGUUGCUUCAGGAGGCAAUGAGACAUAUUUAUCAGAGAGUGUUAUUUGAACAUGUCCAUGAAAUUCAAGAAAUCGCUGUACAGGUCUGGGAAAACUUCCUAAAGUACGCGUCAUUAGGAGUGAUACUCCUGGCGGCGUGUCCUAUGCUCGCCACAUGGCUGUGUCUGGCCAUGCAGCCUGCCAGGCUCAGCGUUGAUCCUGUAUUACUGCUGCAUGCUCCUCCGAAGGAGCGCCGCACGCGCACGAACUCUCAGUCGCUGGACAACCUCAGCGUGCCCCCCGAGCUGCGGCCGAGCCAGAAGUGGUACAUCGGCGGCUCCGAGUCGCAGCAAUCUGCCCUCCGGGAUAGGAACGUGCCAAGGGCGAGGUGUCUCGCCGCAGAUAUAUUAGGUUACCUGUCAUGUUACCUGGUCCAACCAGCACCUGGUAUAGAGUACAAAUCUGAAGACGAGAGUCCUAUAGACUGCUAUGUUAAGGUGAUGAUAGUAUACCUCCGCUCGGGCAGCGCGCUCCAGCGCCUCGUGGCGAGCUUGGUGGUCUCGUCGUGGGCGCGCCACUGCGUCAACCUCAACAUGUUCCCCCAGCCCGUCGCCGCUAAAGGGAACACCGCUAAUGGGGACGCCACACAUCAGAAGGAAAAUACAGAAGAUCAGAGAGAAAUAAAAAGUAGUAUUGAGGAAGAAAAAAGUCUUAUAUCGUCGUUGGCCCCGCCGCUUUUGUCCACUACGCUUCACACCGCACUCAACCAAGCUCUCUACUACGACGAGGUCGCGCUUAACUGUAACAGAAUAUUGCAAGAAGCUCGCGAUUUACAUGCUAUGAUGAAACAUUACAAAUUGCCGGUGGACGGCGAAGAAUUCAGCAACAUAUUGAGGUUGGAGCAAGUGGUCCACUUGACGAACAUUUCUCAACCGAUGGUGGCCGCCAUGAAAUCGAAGCGAGUUGCACUCACCUUGGAGGAGAGACGGAAGAAUCUGCAGUCUGCUGUUAACUUGUGCACUAUUGAGCAGAGCUCUCUUAAUGUCUCUGUUCAAGCGACGCUAGCAGGUGCGUGCGCUAAUCUCCACAUUCUACCAGAGAAACUAAACCCCGUCGUCAGACCGCUAAUGGACAGUGUAAAGAAAGAACCUUCGGAAGAAUUGCAACAGAAUUCGGCUGACACUCUUGCAGUGUUGCUGUCGCAGCUUGUAAACAGGGAUUCGUGUCCUAACAAUAAAGUGCUAGUCAACCUUAAAGCUUUUCUUAGGUGCGAUCCAGAGUAUACACCUCGUAUAUCACUUGAAAGUACGGAGGAAAAUGGAGACUCCGGCAGUGGGGAUAGCGGGCCCGAGGGGAAGAGCGAACAGACUAAACAGGCGCCGGCAUUGGACAAGUACUCGGGCAUCCUGACGCUGUGGGAGCAGCAGCGCUCCGCCGAGCGCUGCGCCCCGCGGCGCGGCCGCCCCCCCGCCCCGCACACCGCCGCCGCGCUCGACCUGCUGCUGCCGCACGAGGACGAGGCUCGUAAAUUACUAAGAAUACAAAGACGUGGCGCAACUAUGGCUCUAACGAGUCUCGCUACGUAUUUCGGUGACGAGUUGCCGAAGAAGUUGCCGAAACUGUGGGAGUUUAUCACGCAACCUUUCGAGAGAGUUAUGACCGAUUCAGAGCUGGAGUGCCAGGAGGUGCCGUGCGCGGAGGAGAUGGUGUCGCGGCUGCAGGUGUUCGAGGCGGUGUGCUCGUCGCUGAGCCCCGCGCUCCAGGCGCGCGCGGGCGCGGGGGCGGCUCGCGCGGCGGCGGCGCUCACUCGCGCGCGCUACACGGCGCUGCGACACAUGGCCGCGCGCGCGCUCGCCGCCAUGUGCCGCGCGCGCUACCACCGCGUCAUGCACACGCUCGUCCGAGAGUUAAUCCCGGCGCUGAGCGACGUCCGCAGCGACUCGGUGCGGUGCGGCGCGGCCGAGGCGCUGGCGCGGAUCGUGGACGCGCUGCAGCUGGAGAUCGUUCCCUACAUCGUGCUGCUUGUGGUGCCACUAUUGGGUCGCAUGAGUGACCACUGCGAAGCUGUGCGAGUAAUGUCUACCCGUUGCUUCGCGUCCCUCAUCCAACUGAUGCCAUUAGACGGCGGAGUGGCCGAGCCGCCCGACCUCACGCCUGAACUUCGAGAGAGGCGACUACAUGACAAGAACUUCUUGGACCAGCUGUUCAAUCCUAAGAGCAUUAAAGACUACAAGAUACCUGUACCCGUGUCUGCUGAACUUCGGAGCUAUCAACAGGCGGGCGUGAACUGGCUGCGCUUCCUGUACGAGUACAAGCUGCACGGCGUGCUGUGCGACGACAUGGGGCUGGGCAAGACGCUGCAGUCCCUGGCCGUGGUGGCGGGCUCGCACUGGGAGCGCGCCGGCCAGCGCGCGCCGCAGCUGCCCUCGCUCGUCGUGUGCCCGCCCACGCUCACCGGUCACUGGGUGUUCGAAGUCAACAAAUUUAUUCCGUCGAAAUUCCUCAAACCUCUACAGUACGUAGGGAUACCUUAUGAACGGGAACGGUUACGUCAUCACGUCAAACAUUAUAACUUUAUCGUAGCCUCCUACGACAUCGUACGAAAAGACAUCGAUUUCUUCAGCAGUAUCAGAUGGAACUAUUGUAUAUUAGACGAGGGACAUGUGAUCAAGAAUGGCAAGACAAAAGUGUUCAAAGCUAUCAAACAGCUGAUUGCCAAUCACAGGCUGAUAUUGUCAGGAACGCCUAUACAGAAUAAUGUACUAGAGCUGUGGUCUUUAUUCGACUUCCUAAUGCCUGGUCUCCUGGGUACGGAGCGCCAGUUCACGGCGCGCUAUUCGAGGCCUAUCCUCGCCGCUAGAGAUGCCAAAGCCACUCCACAUCAACUGCAGGCCGGAGCUUUAGCUUGCGAAGCGUUACAUCGACAGGUUCUACCGUUCCUCCUACGCCGCGUAAAAGAGGACGUGCUAAAGGAGCUUCCACCUAAGAUAACGCAGGACUACUACUGUGAUCUGAGCCCGUUGCAGAGGAGGCUUUAUGAGGACUUCUCCCGGGAACACAUGCCUCGUGACGUCAAUUCACAACAGACUCACGUGUUCCAGGCCCUGCACUACCUGCAGAAUGUGUGCAACCACCCGAAGCUGGUGUUAACGCCUGACCACCCUGAAGCGGCAGCCAUCGCCCGCCAGUUGCAAUCACAAAACUCCACCUUAGACGACAUCGAGCACUCUGCCAAGUUGCCCGCACUCAAACAACUUCUUCUGGACUGCGGCAUCGGCACGACAGCAUCUGAUGCGGAGGGAGAGGCGGUAGUAUCGCAGCACCGCGCGCUGGUGUUCUGCCAGCUGAAGAAGAUGCUGGACAUCGUUGAGCAAGACCUGCUGCGGCGCCAGCUGCCCGCCGUCACGUACCUGCGCCUCGACGGCAGCGUGCCGCCGCACCAGCGACACGCCAUCGUCACGCGCUUCAAUACUGAUGUCUCCAUCGACUUGCUGCUGCUCACCACUGCGGCCGGUGGACUUGGUUUGAACCUGACCGGUGCGGAUACCGUAAUCUUCGUCGAGCACGACUGGAACCCAAUGAAGGACCUCCAGGCGAUGGACCGCGCCCACCGUAUAGGACAGAAGAAGGUUGUGAAUGUGUACCGGCUCAUCACCAGGGAAACCCUCGAGGAGAAGAUUAUGGGAUUACAAAAGUUCAAGCUACUUACGGCAAACACAGUUAUAAGCAGCGAGAACGCCGCUAUGGAAACGAUGGGCACAGACCAGCUAUUGGACUUGUUCAACUUGUCGAGCUCCAACGCGUCUCAACAGCAGCAGGCCAGCACUUCCGGCGUCAAGUCCGUGUUGGAAACAUUACCGGACUUGUGGGAUGAUAAGCAGUAUGAAGAAGAAUACGACAUGACGAACUUUAUAAAAGGAUUGAACAAAAUGAGCGCGUAA